UACUCCAAGCUUAGAAACCCUACACAUAACCUCACAAAUACAUCUCUAAUAUAAUUGCAAUGACUUGGAUUAUUUUGGCCACAAUUACACUCAUCUUCCUCCUCCCUUACCUCUUUCAACAAUGGCUUCUCAAAACCAAACCCUUAUGCAACAAACUCCCUCCUGGUCCAAAAGGGUUUCCAAUUAUUGGAAGCCUUCAUCUAUUAGGCAAACUCAUUCACAAAGAUCUUCAUUACUUAUCCCAAAUAUACGGUCCCAUAAUGCACAUCCAAUUAGGUCUUCUCCCCGCCAUUAUUGUCUCCUCCGCUAGAGCCACCGAGCUCUUCCUUAAAACUCACGACCUUCACUUUGCGAGCCGCCCUCUUACCAUCACCUCCAACCAUAUUUCUUACGGUAGAAAGGGUAUAGCUUUUGCUCAAUAUGGUCCUUAUUGGCGCAAUAUUCGCAAAAUGUGCACUCUUGAAUUGCUUAGCUCCUUAAAAAUCAACUCUUUUUCCUCAAUGAGAAAGCAGGAGGUUGGUUCAUUGAUUAAGGGUCUUGAAGAUGCUGCUACAGAUGGUGUGGCUGUGGAUCUUACUUCUAAAAUUUCUUCUGUUAUUGGAGAUAUGAUAUGUGUAAUGGUGUUGGGGAGAAAAUAUGAAGAUAAUGAGUUGGGUGAAAAGGGGUUUAAGGGUUUGAUACGAGAGGCUACACAAUUAGCGGCAGCUCCUAAUUUGGGAGAUUUUAUUCCUUUAAUUGCAAGGUUUGAUGUCCAAGGAUUUGGGGGUCGUGCAAAAGCUGUUGGGAAAAUAUUUGACGGGUUUUUAGAGAGUAUUGUUGAAGAACAUGUUGUGUUCGAGAAGGAUAAUAAAGACAAGGAUUUUGUGGACGUUUUGUUGGAUUUGAUGGGGUCUCGAGAGUACCAAAUUGAUCGAUCAAAUAUCAAAGCUAUAAUUCUGGAUUUUGUUAUUGCAGCCGUGGAUAGUACAACAACAACAAUCAAUUGGAUGUUAUCGGAACUUAUUAAGCAUCCACAUAUAAUGAAAAAGUUGCAAGAAGAAUUAGAAAAAGUGGUGGGAUUGAAUAGAAUGGUGGAAGAAUCAGACUUAAGUAACUUGAAAUACUUAGAGAUGGUAAUGAAAGAGAGCUUGAGAAUGCAUCCACCAGUUCCAUUAAUUCCACGAGAAUGCAUACAAGAUUGCAAUAUAAAUGGGUAUCAUAUCCCUAAGAAAUCAAGAAUAGUAAUAAAUGCAUGGGCCAUUGGAAGAGAUCCAAAUACUUGGGUUGAUCCUCAUAAGUUUGAUCCAGAGAGAUUUUUGGAAAGUGAAGUAGAUGUGAGAGGGAGAGAUUUUGAGCUAAUUCCAUUUGGAUCAGGUCGAAGAGGCUGUGUUGGAAUACAAUUAGCUUUGGUUGUGGUUCGUCUUGUAGUGGCUCAAUUAUUACACUGUUUUGAUUUGAAGCUUCCCGAUGGUAUGUCACCACUUGAAUUGGAUAUGACAGAAAUUUUAGGGUUGACUUGUCCUAGAGCCCAAAAUCUUAGGGUGAUUCCCAUUUUUCGUCUUUGUCCUAAUAAUUUAUAAAUCUAUACUCAAUAUCAUCUCAAAUUAAACUAAUGGUUCAAUCCAAAUAAAUGGAUACUUGAGAGAGAGGAAAAAAAACCCAUUUUGUAAGUUGGAGUUAUCAUCUUUUGUUAAGGUAAGUAUUUAAAUUCUUAGUUAAAUUAAAAAAUAAAAAAGGUUUAUAAAAUUAUGGGGUUAUUUAGUCCGAACUUAACAAGUAUGAGGUUAAUAUGUUGAAGUUAGAAAAUUAGGGUGCAAGUGUAGAGUUGUAAAAUGAGUUAUUUGAUAAUUGUAAAAAGUAAAUUAAAAAAA
This is a messenger RNA of Cucumis melo (muskmelon), 1850 nucleotides long. Its product is annotated as cytochrome P450 71AU50-like. NCBI's taxonomy places the organism in Eukaryota, Viridiplantae, Streptophyta, Magnoliopsida, Cucurbitales, Cucurbitaceae. The record is from RefSeq and is a predicted model, not a curated record. Gene Ontology annotation, molecular function: heme binding; oxidoreductase activity, acting on paired donors, with incorporation or reduction of molecular oxygen; monooxygenase activity. The coding region runs from base 60 to 1559 and encodes 499 amino acids. The transcript is spliced from 2 exons.